Molecule: messenger RNA, 3996 nt
Organism: Frieseomelitta varia
Lineage: Eukaryota; Metazoa; Arthropoda; Insecta; Hymenoptera; Apidae
Product: tetratricopeptide repeat protein 37
Exons: 13
Coding region: 43-3927 (1294 amino acids)
Cellular component (GO): Ski complex
Molecular function (GO): protein binding
Source: RefSeq, a predicted model, not a curated record
UUACUUUUCUUUCAAAGAAUCUUUUUUUUUUCUAUUACGAAAAUGUCAAAUGAAAUAAAACUAGCUCUCAAAGAAGCUCGAGAGACAUUUAAAGAAAACAAUUAUAUAGAUGUAAUUAAGAAAUGUAAAAAAAUAUUAAAAAAAGAUCAAAAUAAUUAUGCCGCACUUAUGUUAUUGGCGGCUGCAAUGAAAGAAAUUGAUGAAUAUAAAUCACAAGUUCCAUUAGUUCUCCAAAGAGGUAUACAAAUUCAAGCAGACAAUCCAUUAGCUUGGCAUGGUUUAGUAGCCUAUUAUGAAAAAAAUUUGGACAAUAAUGAUUGUUAUAAUCAACUAUUAUUAGCUUACUGUAAACUUUUACAGAUAGAAAGCGAUUCUAAAUUUACAUAUAUUUCAAAUAAACUCUUAGAAUUUUCCUUUCAACUGAAAGAUAUUGAAACCAUAAAUCAGUGUAUUGAACAUUUAAGUGAAUUACGAAAAAAUUUGGAUGAUAACAGAGUUAAAAUGAUUGAUAAAGCUCUUGGAUGUCUAUUAUUAGAUAAUUUUUAUAAUCUUGAUAAAUAUCAAAAUUUAUUAAAAUGUAUCUUCAAAUCUGUAAUCAAUGAUCUUGAUGCAACUAAACAACGAAAUUUUUAUAAGAAAUAUUUAAAAAUAUUAUACGACAAAGAUGAAUUAAAUAAUUUAAUAAACGAAGCUGUGAACAUGCAUCAGCAGUUUCCAGAAGACGUGUUACCCUUAGAAUAUAUAUGUCGUGUUUACUGUGAGCAGAAUAUCUUGAAUAAAGAUUUUACUGACGUUGAUAUAACAAAAUUUUAUGAAUGUCUUUUAAAAUUGAACGAAGAAUCUGAAACUGCUAAAAUUGUUAAAGCAUUACAUUUAAUAAAAUCAAAUAAUUUGACUACAGCCCGAGAAAUAUUAAAAGAUAUACUUACAUUGAAACCGUCCUCGAUAUAUGGUUGGAUGGCAUUAAGUGAAAUAAGUAGGAGACUCCAUUGCUGGGAAGAUGCAGAAGUUGCUGCCAAACGAGUAUUAGAUAUAAAUGAAUGUAAAAUAAAAGAUAAAUUAUUAUACAAAAUGGAAUUAACGUUAGUUGAAGCAAUGAGUAGAACUAAUGAUAAAAAUAAAUGGGAAACUGCUUUUCAGAUGUGUAAAGACAUACGCCCUUCAACGCAAUUGGAUCUGAUUCGCGCACGUCUGAAUAUAUUGUUAAAUCAGUCAGAUGUACAUAUUCUUUUGGACAAUUUAGAAUUAAAUCUCGAAAUUAAAACACAUGCUAGUAUUCUUCGAGCAUUGUAUUUAAAACAAAACAAACAAUACGAGGAAGCUGUGAAUAUACUGGAUUCAGUCUUGGAGGCUCAGUCUUCUGAAGCGUGGUUACUUCUCGGUAUAAUCUAUUGGGAAAUGGCAGAAUAUAAUUACAGCUUAAUGGCUUUUUUAAAUGGAAUAAAAGCCGAUCGUUUUAAUUGGAAGUGUCUAAUUUACUUGGGACAUUAUUACCGUGAACAUGGUAACGAUAUGGAACGUUCUAGAAAAUGUUAUCAAACUGCAUUACAAAUCAACCCAAAUUCCGAAGAAGCUGGCAUUGGUUUAAGUACAGCAUAUAGGCUUCUUAAAAAUCAAGAUGCAAAUAUAAAAUUGUUACAAAUGCUAACAGUACAAGGCAGCGGUCCUAGAUGGGCAUGGCUACAACUCGGAUUACAAUAUCUUGAUCAAGGAAAUGCGGAGCAAGCUAUUAAAGCAUUCCAACAUGUUAUUAGAGCUGAUUCUAGUGACAGCCACUGUUGGGAAUCAUUAGCGGAUGCAUAUUUUAUACGAGGUGCAUAUACAUCAGCAUUAAAAUCUUAUCAACGAGCAUUAGAAUUAUGUCCAAAAUCAUUAUAUCCAAUGAUACAAUUAGCAAAUAUAAAAUUGAUUAUUGGACAGUAUAAAGAAGCAAAGAAAGAUUUUGAAUGUAUAUUAAUAAAUGAAUCAUGCUAUAUCCCUGCUUUAAAAGGAUUGGCUGAAGCUUGUUUAGCACUAGCAAAAAAUUGUACUGCCAAACAACUAUUGGGUCGUGCUAAUGACUAUUUGCAACAAGCAAUGGAUAAUUUAACUAUAGCCAUUAAAGAAUGUAAAGAUACAUCUUGUCUUUGGAAGUUACUUGGUGAUGUGUGUUACAGAGUUGCAACACUACCAGAAAAGUACAGUCAUUUAAAAAUAUCAUCUAUUUUAUUUAAACAUGAGAGUGUUGAAAAUAUUAUAUUGCUUAAACGAUUAGACAUAUUCACAUUAUCAAUAAGGUGUUACUGCUGUGCAAUAUCUCUUUCUCCAAAAUCAGCUUCAUUAUGGCAUGAUUUGGUUUUAUGUUAUUUAAUGCAACUACAGCAUGAUCCAUCAGUGAAUCAUAAAAAUCUUGCUAGUAAAUGUCUAGCUGCUGCAAAAUAUGCUGUUAAAUUAUGUCCUUCAACAUGGAUACAUUGGAAUCUUUUGGGUGUUAUUUGUAUGUCGCCAUACAUAAGGAAUUAUGCAUUAGCACAACAUGCUUACAUCAUGGCAAUUGAUAAGGAAUUAAAUAAUGCUAUAGUAUGGUGUAAUUUGGGAACAUUGUAUUUAUAUAUAGGAAAUUUUUAUAAAGCAAAUGAGGCUUAUUCUCGAGCACAGCGUGCAGAUCCAGCCUAUAUAAAUAGUUGGAUAGGACAAGCCUCAAUUGCCGAAAUGAUGCAACGAAAAGAAACAAUGGAUUUAUUUAGACAUGCAAUACAAUUAGGAUAUCAUAAUCAAGCUGCCGUAGGGUAUGCCCAUUGGAUACUUGAUGCGAUUUUAAAUUCUAGUACCAGAAAGAAUACUUUAUAUUUCGAAAGUGUUUCUAUCACAUAUUCUGCUACUAAUGUUAUGACGUUGUAUGUAGAGAAUCGUCCAAAUGAUUGUUACGCUCGAAAUGCAUAUGGAUUAUUGUUAGAAAGACAGAAACUUUAUAAAUCAGCUGCUGAACAAUUUGCCGUCGCCGUAUGUAAUAGUACUAAAAACGAAAAAGAUUUAGUUUCUAUAAAUUUAGCACGUGUACUGAUACGACUCAAAAAAUAUAACGAAGCAAUAAAAUUAUGUCGGACGGUUACAAAUGUCAAUUAUAAUUCUCAAUGCCAUUUAGCGUUAGCUUUAUUCAAAGCUGCGCAGUAUGAAGAAGCAUACGUUACAUAUGAAACAACUCUGCAUUCUUUUGCGGAUACUGAAAUAGAAAAAUCGUAUACAUUGUGUGCAAUGGCGGCAAUAGCAUAUACUUUUCAAAGGGUAGAUGAUGCAAAAACUUUGCUUUUCCAAUGCAUGCAAUUACAACGUCCAGUUAUAACAAGUCUUUUGGCAGCUGCAUCGUUAGGAAUAUUACAUGGAGAUAUUAAUUUAACUACAUUGGUAUUAAACGAAUUAAAGUUAUAUGAAACUCAUCCUAAAUAUGGUCAUCACAUUCUAAAUCUAUUUGUAUACUUUUAUUUAAUUGGAAAUGAUAUUAAAAAGGCCAUUACUAUACUCUCUAAAGCAAUUUUUAAGUACCCUGGUAAUGUGAAAUACUGGACACAAUUACUUAGAAUAUUAUUGGAAACUGAUUUACAGCUAUUUAGCAGAUGUGCUCAAAAAGUACUGUUCCUCAAUAGGAAUAUUAUUACUGAAAAUCACGCACAUGUUGCAUGUGCUUUGUCUUUCAGUUGUUUCAUACAAAAUACAGGACCAACAAGUAUUAGAUCUAUGCAAAAACUUUUAUUCACUUAUCCUGCUAACAUUGAAAGCUGGGCAAUGUUCAUUGCAGCAUUUUUGUCAAGAUCUACUAUUAAAAAUUGUAAAGUUGACAUCGAGUGGCUUUCAGCAUUUAUAACUAUUGUACAACAAAAUUAUCAGUCUACAAGUUUGAUGACAAAAUGGUUGAAGGACAGUAAAAUAAAAUUAAGACAGUUAAAUUAAGUGAAAAUUAAAUGAUAUUAAAUAAAUUAAGUGAUUAUUUACAGACUAAUAAAAUAUGUAAUGUAUAUA